ACAGAGCUCUUUUGCAGGCCGUAUAUGAUGCUAUCACUACUGUGCUGUGUUCUGCUGCUCUUUCUGAGUCAGGGUGCUGAUAGCAGACAGAGGCAGCGGAAAGAGACGGGCCUGGUGGAGAGGAGGCAAUUCUGUAGCUGGCCAUGUAAAUGUGGUGUCCGGCCGCUGUGUGCCCCUGGUGUCAGUUCCAUCUUGGAUGGCUGCGGCUGUUGCAAAACCUGUGCACGGCAGAUUGGGGAAUCAUGCAACGAGAGGGACGUCUGUGACCCUCACAAAAGCAUGUACUGUGAUUUUUCCAAAGACCAGCCGCGUUAUGAAGUUGGAGUCUGUGCUUACAUGAUGGGGGUUGGUUGUGACCUGAAUGGGGCUCACUAUGAUAACGGACAGUCCUUCCAGCCCAGCCCACUCUACAAGUGCACUUGCAUUGCUGGAGCCAUCGGCUGCACUCCCGCCUUCAUCCAAAAGCCGGCUGGAAUGUUGAAUUCUGCUGCUCUCCAGGGCAGCUUGCCAGCAGGACUCAAGAGCAAUCAAAGCCCCAAACACCAGCAGGACACUACCUACAGGACCAUGUCAGCUUACAGGGAUCCUCCCUUAGCCUGGAAGAAGAACUGUUUGGUCCAGACCACACCCUGGUCACCCUGUUCACGCACCUGCAGCAUCGGCAUCUCCGUACGAGUCAACAACGACAACAGCAAGUGUGAGAUGAGAAAAGAGCGCCGACUCUGUCUGCUUCGACCAUGUGAUAAAAAUGUUCUGAAGGGACUAAAGAUGCCUAGAGGGAAAACCUGCAAACCGAAAUUCCAGGCCAGUAAAGCAGAGAAGCUCUCAUUGUCUGGCUGUACCAGUGUUAAGAAGCACCGCCCGACAUACUGCGGUAUCUGCACAGACAAGCGCUGCUGCGUACCCAAUAAGUCCAAAAUGGUGAACAUAGAGUUCCACUGCAAAGGGGGAUCUAACGUACGCUGGAAGAUGCAGUGGAUCACUUCCUGUGUGUGUCAGAGGAAGUGUAGUGAUGCCAAUGACAUGUUCUCAGAGCUGCACUUAAUAUAAAACACAGACAAACAGGAAGUACACACUGCUCAAUGCAAGCUAUAGCAUAUGUACAGUUAUGGCCAGAAAUACUCUAUGCAAGUAUAUGAACAAAGACAAGUGAUUUGUCAAAACAACUUUAAUUUUACGGUUCUGUAGUAAAUACUUAGUGUCUGUUCAUGCGCCAUUGUGCUAAUAAACCUCAGUACUUGAGUGAGACAGAGUUAAAUUCAACUGUCUGUGCCAUUAAACCGAAGGUGUUGUUAUUCAGGUAGCUGUAUGCUUUUAUAAAAUCUAAUGGCAAGGUUCAAGCUGUUGCUUUACAAGGAGUAGUUUCAAAAAGGACAGACAAUAGUUGCGUCCCAAAUUACACAGUACACACUAUGUACUUAUACACUAUGUACUCAGCUGUGUAGUAUAUGAAUUUUAUUUUAGUGUAUGAAGGUUAUUUUCUCAUUCAUAAUGAUAGCCCAUCAUCCCCUGCUAUGUAAUUAAAGCUGUGACCAUUGAAUGCAUGAAGUGUCCAACAUUACACACAUUUUUGUGCAUCAUUUGAAGUACACUUUUUUUUUU
This is a messenger RNA of Labeo rohita (rohu), 1602 nucleotides long. It is a transcript of the gene ccn6, whose product is annotated as cellular communication network factor 6. Gene Ontology annotation, biological process: signal transduction; cell adhesion. The coding region runs from base 25 to 1050 and encodes 341 amino acids. The record is from RefSeq and is a predicted model, not a curated record. The transcript is spliced from 5 exons. Gene Ontology annotation, cellular component: extracellular matrix; extracellular region. Gene Ontology annotation, molecular function: heparin binding; integrin binding. NCBI's taxonomy places the organism in Eukaryota, Metazoa, Chordata, Actinopteri, Cypriniformes, Cyprinidae.